Molecule: messenger RNA, 4309 nt
Organism: Sesamum indicum (sesame)
Lineage: Eukaryota; Viridiplantae; Streptophyta; Magnoliopsida; Lamiales; Pedaliaceae
Biological process (GO): peptidyl-serine phosphorylation; peptidyl-threonine phosphorylation
Molecular function (GO): protein serine/threonine kinase activity; ATP binding
Source: RefSeq, a predicted model, not a curated record
CUGUAAUUCCGCUUUUCCAUUUUCUUGGUUGGAUUUUCAUUCUCGCAAUCAUCAUUUACAUUUUCCUUCUUCCUUCAACAAGUGUUCUUGCUUUCUAGGGUUUCGCCUAAAGCGCAGAUCUUUAUGAAAUAUCGCUGAGGUUUACAUGUUAAUUCCCGAGGGGAAUAAACUAUGCUUCUUUUGGUAUUGUGAAUGUUUAUAUGGUGUUUUUUUGUAGUGGGAUCCAUGAAAAUGCCGUUGUGCUCAGGUGUACUUGGGUGGUGUUUCUAACACUUGGUCGUUCCUAUUGCGGGGAGUGUGGUUGUAUAUAAAUGGCUGAUUCAAGUUCUGUAGACGAUAUACUCGAAUUCUUGAGAAGGAACAAGUUUACAAAAGCAGAGGUUGCUCUGAGAAGUGAAUUGGGUAACAGGCCUGACUUAAAUGGAAUUCUUCAAAAGCUUAAGCUCAGUGAUAGGGAGUCGGGUAGUAGCUCAAGCGAAGAAGCAAAUGGGGCAAAAGUAUUAGAAGAAGAUCAAAAAAUAAAAAGUUCUCGGACUAGUGGGGAAGGUCUUAAGGAUUCAAGCAGUGCUGAGGCUUCUAAGGAGCUAAUUGUGAAAGAGGUAGAGUGUGGAACAGGGAGAAAUGGGGCUGAGAACAAGUGGAAAAGCCGUGGUACUAUUGGAGAACAGACAAUGGUUGAUGUGAGUGUUGGAACAAGUGAUAAGAACUUCACCUUUUCCAAGAGUUCGGAUGACACUGUUCUUGAUUUGUAUUCAUGGAAAUACAGUACUGGCAAUGGUCCAGUUCCCUCUUAUAAGAAUGAUGACGGUAGUGUUGAUGAAAACAACUUUUUGGGGUUCCAGGUCUCUAGUACGACAAGGUUGAGUUCAGCUGAAGCUCUCAAUAGUGGUAAGGUUAACCUGAAAACUGGGGAAGAUGUUAGUUUUUCUGGUGAAAAGAGAAUGACUUGGCCUGGUAGUACUAGUAUGGUUGGUGCAGAAGCAGAGCAUGAGAGGAGUGAGAAGAGUGAGGUUAAGGAAGUUGAUCAAAAGAGAAAGGCAAGUGGUGCAUGCUCUAUAGAUGAUCUUGCUGAUGAUCCCUGGUCCAGAAGUAAUGUUUCAGCCCCUUCAGCUUCAGAGCUCUGGAAAGAUUGUUCGGUGAAAACUGUCUUUCCCUUCUCUGUGGGUGACACUUCAACCAGUUAUGACAGUGCUGCUGCCAUUAUUGAUAAAAAGGAGGGGAAAAGGAAAGCAGAAUUCAAUGAAAUUAGGGCAGCAAUAAAGAAUCAAGUAGAUGAGGUGGGAAGAGCUCUGUACUUUGGGAAGACUCAGGGAGGUGAGCCAAAAGAUCUUGGUGCAUUAGAAUUUCAUCUUGCAUCCGACAACCAAAAGGAAGACUUACCAAGGCUACCCCCUGUGAAACUUAAGUCAGAAGACAAGUCUUUCAAUAUUCAGUGGGAGGAAAAAUAUGAACGCGAAGGACCUGGUCCAAAGAUCUUGAAUUCUGACAAUUCAUAUCUCAUAGGGUCAUUUCUGGAUGUACCUAUAGGCCGAGAGAUCAAUCCUUCAGGGAAAAGGCCAGCUGGAGGCAGUUGGCUCUCUGUGAGUCAGGGUAUCGCUGAGGAUACUUCUGAUCUUGUUUCUGGUUUUGCAACUUUAGGUGAUGGAUUGAGUGAAUCCAUAGACUACCCCAAUGAGUACUGGGACUCUGAUGAAUAUGAAGAUGACGAUGAUAUUGGCUAUACAAGACAACCUAUUGAAGAUGAGACCUGGUUUUUAGCACAUGAAAUUGAUUACCCAAGUGACAACGAAAAGGGGACAGGGAAUGGAAGUGUGCCAGACCCUCAGGAGAGGGAACAGAACAAAGAUGAUGAAGAUGAUCAGUCAUUUGCUGAGGAGGAUUCUUACUUCUCUGGCGAGCGGUAUUUCCAAUCAAAAAAUAUUGAUCCAGCUGUAUCUUUAGAUAACCCUGUUGCCCUGUCUGCAACAGAGAUGUACAUGAGAAACAGUGAAAAUGCAGUGAUUGGUCAAUAUGAUGGACAGUUGAUGGAUGAGGAGGAGCUGAAUUUGAUGCGUGCAGAGCCUGUCUGGCAGGGCUUUGUCCCCCAAACCAAUGAACUCAUUAUGCUAGAAAAUGGAAAAGUUAUGAGUGAAUGUGGAAGGCCUUGUCUGGAUGAUAUCUGCAUGGAUGAUGAUCAACAUGGUUCAGUUAGAUCUAUUGGUGUUGGAAUCAACAGUGAUGCUGCUGAUAUAGGCAGUGAAGUGAGGGAAAGUUUGAUUGGAGGUAGUAGUGAAGGGGAUGUAGAGUACUUUCAUGAUCAUGAUGCUAGUAUUGGUGGUUCUAGAUACUCACAGCAUGACCUAUAUAAGAAUUCUGGUGAAAGAUCCAAGGACGACAAAAAUAUGACAAAGAGACAGAAUUCUGAUAAAUAUAUAAUGAGUAAUGAUAAAGGUUCAUAUACACAGGCAAAGAAUCACAUCGAUGGAGGAUUCUCAUUUCCUCCUCCUAGAGAUGGGCAGUUGGUACAAACAAGCUCAAGCAAAUCUUUGUGGUUAAACAAGGUUAACACGGUUGUCAGUGAUGAAACUGAUGACCGCGCAGUGGAGAAUGAUGGUGUGCUUACUUCAUGGAGGCGCAAAAGCAGUGACUCUUCACCAGUUAGGAGUUCAAGGGAUGACAAGUAUGUCAACACUGGGGAAUCAGCAAAUUCUAGUCCGUCAUCUCUUUCAAAUUAUGGCUAUACUGAAAUGGAACGUUUAAAGAAAGAAGAGGAUGUAAAAGCAGCUGCUAUAAGAGAAGAAGAUCCUGGGCCGUCAUUAGAAGAUGAGGAAGCUGCUGCUGUGCAAGAGCAAGUGAAGCAGAUCAAAGCACAAGAGGAGGAAUUUGAAACCUUCAAUUUGAAAAUUGUUCACAGGAAAAACAGAACUGGUUUUGAGGAGGAUAAAAAUUUCCAUGUUGUUUUAAACUCGGUUAUUGCUGGCCGCUAUCAUGUCACUGAGUAUCUUGGAUCAGCUGCAUUCAGCAAAGCCAUUCAGGCGCAUGACCUGCAUACAGGUAUGGAUGUCUGCGUGAAGAUUAUAAAGAACAAUAAAGAUUUCUUCGAUCAGAGCCUUGACGAAAUAAAGCUACUCAAGUACGUGAACAAACAUGAUCCCGCUGACAAGUAUCAUCUUCUUCGAUUGUACGAUUAUUUUUACUAUCGUGAGCAUUUGUUGAUUGUAUGUGAAUUGCUUAAAGCCAACUUGUAUGAGUUCCAUAAGUUUAACAGAGAAUCUGGAGGAGAAGUCUACUUUACAAUGCCAAGAUUGCAGUCUAUUACUAUUCAAUGCCUGGAAGCUCUUCAAUUUUUACACAGUCUUGGCCUCAUACAUUGUGACCUGAAGCCUGAGAAUAUAUUGGUGAAAAGUUACAGUAGAUGUGAGGUGAAGGUGAUUGAUCUAGGAAGUAGUUGCUUUGAAACAGAUCAUCUUUGUUCUUAUGUUCAGUCUAGGUCAUACCGCGCGCCAGAGGUAAUUCUGGGACUUCCAUAUGACAAAAAGAUUGAUAUUUGGUCGCUUGGUUGCAUCUUGGCUGAACUUUGCACAGGCAAUGUGCUCUUUCAAAACGAUUCUCCUGCCACUUUACUAGCUCGAGUAAUUGGAAUCAUCAGUCCGAUUGAGCAAGAUAUGCUUGCUAAAGGACGUGAUACAUACAAAUAUUUCACCAAAAAUCACAUGCUUUAUGAAAGAAACCAGGAGACUAACAGACUGGAAUAUUUGAUACCCAAAAAAUCAUCCUUGAGACAUCGGUUGCCAAUGGGAGACCAAGGCUUCAUUGACUUUGUUGCUCAUCUGCUAGAAAUUAACCCAAAGAAGCGGCCUUCUGCAUCAGAGGCUUUAAACCAUCCAUGGUUACAAUAUCCUUAUGAACCAAUAUCAUCCUGAAGAGUAUAUGGUUCCAAGAUGGAAUACCUAUCUUGAAGGUUUGCUCGCAGCUCAGAUACAAGUGUAUUCAUAGGACCGGAUGAAAACUGGCCCCGGUUCUUGCCUACGCUUCAAUUAGCAAAUAGAUGACUAAUGGGGUUGUAAUUCUCAAGUUUCCGCUCAAUUGGGAGGUGUGAUUGGUUUCAAAGAUGAAGACCGAAUCUUCCUUUACCCCACCACAAAGUUGUAUUCUGAUUUUUCACAACUCAAAUGUAGUCUUUUGCGCAGCAUGUAUCGGUAGGAUUUUCUGUUUUUGCUUCAUUUUGUUGGGUGGAAAGGCAGCCUUCACUCUUGUUGUACAUGAUGUGUGAUAAUUCUUUUUAGGUUAUUUUAGUUAUAAUAGCUUUUGAUAAUAGAUGCUUAUCCAA